Messenger RNA from Paramuricea clavata, 1000 nucleotides. The record is from the annotation of a GenBank genome assembly. NCBI's taxonomy places the organism in Eukaryota, Metazoa, Cnidaria, Anthozoa, Malacalcyonacea, Plexauridae.
AUGGUUAACGAAAAUGCUUUCUCAACUUUAAAGACUGAUGUCUGUAUUACUUCUAGUGGCUGUUCACCUGAAACUAAUAACAGUCAUGAAAACGUUAAUCAACCAACCAUGGACCUUGACCUUGACCCUCCAGUGUCCGAAAUAAAUAAUCACUCAAAGGAAUCAAUUGAAGCAGUACAGCUCUCAAUUUCUGUUACCAAAGAACGAGCAGCUACCCCAAUCACUCAAGCGACCAAUGAUAACAGCAAUAUAGAACCAAAUGUUGGCAAAUCUUUCGUCUUAGCACCUCCACACGGUAAGCACCGUUGAUUGAAACACUAAACCAGGCUAAUCAAACUUCGUUCUGCAACACUAAAAGUAGAAGUAGUAGUGUUUUUAAAAACCGCGACACCGAGUAUUAUAAAGGUUGUCAGACAAAUUCAAAGCCUUUAACUUCACCAAGGCAUAAUAAUAUACGUAAUUCCCCUGGUCGACGCCCUUUUUUAAAACGUCAGAACAUCAAACCACCAUCAUAUCGAACAUCUCAUCGUCAUCACUCACUAGAGUGGUUGAUCCAUCUGGAUGUGGUGUACCGCAUGACGAGACAAUGAGAAUACCAGUCAGAAUCACCUCGCGCUACCCUACACAGAAUAUGACUCAAAUUGGACCAAAUUUUUCGAACCUAGUAAAUAUUCAAAUUGUAAACUCUAGGGAAAAGACCCUAACUGCGAUAACAAAAGAACACGUUCCAAAACCGCUUUCGGAUAUGCAAAGAUUGAAACUUAGAAUUGCCCACCUAAAUGUUCGCUCAAUUAAGAAUAGGAAUCACCUUAUACAGGUUCGAGAACUUAUGAAGGAAAAGAACUAUGAUAUUUUAGCCUUGUCAGAGUCGUGGUUAAACUCCACGGUGACAAACGCGGAAGUAGAAAUCGAGGGCUUUAAACUAACAAGAUUAGACCGUUUGGGCAAGACUGGAGGGGGUGUUUGUGUCUAUUCUAAGUCAAAUGUCUCAAUUACUUAA